GAGUUUGAUAAAGAAGUUAAAAGUUUUGUAUUUAUCCUGGAAGGCAGCAGCCAAACCAACAGAAUUCAGUUACCAAAGGAGAAUAAGCAAAUACCUGAGGCCACUGUGGAAAUGGCACUACUCUUCCUACAGGACCAGUCAGUGCAAGAGACCAGAGAGGCUGACUGACAGUGGCUUAUUUGAGUUGGACUGAUCCAGAGGUUUCUUGUACUUCAGAUUUACAUACCCCUGGGACAGGACUUCUCCACUGAAUUACUGAUACAGUGAUGGACACAGAGAAGUCCUAUAAGCCAUACAAAGCAAGUUGGAGAAUCUGGAGGGCUGGUGAUACACUAUGACUGAAAGACCUAGGAACUAGGAAAUCUGUCAUUUGAAGCUUUAGUUCAAAUCUUGACUCCAAGUCCCAAGGAAGAAGAAUGAUGCCCCAUCCAAAAACAGGCAAAGAGCAAAUUCUCCCCUACUCCACUUCCCCAGGACGAGCUGAGGCCUCCUACGUUCUAAUUACUGAUUUAGGAAACAUCAAAAGAAGAUUGUAUUUAUCAACAGUCCAUAAGGAACUGUCCUCAACCCCUCUUCAUGCAAAAAUCCCACUCUUCAUGAUCAAGCGUAAAAUUUGGUGCAAUCUGUGCAUUGACUUGGUUGCAUUCACCAGUGAGAUAUUCAAGGGAGCAGUUUUCCAGUCGUUGGACGGAAUUAUUGUCUCUGCUAACUGUAAGCUUCGGAAGAUCUUCACUUUAAAAUCAAAGCCUCAAGAAACUGCUGAUAAAGAUGAUGAACCCACAGAUAUGAUUCCACGAAGCUGUCAACUUGCAACAGAUGUUCCUCAUGUCACACAGCUGCUAAACAUGACAAAAGUCUGCCAAACUGAAAUAAAAUUUAGAGGUCAUCAUCUAAGAUCAGCAGAAUCAGACCAGUUCAUCAACAGAGGGGGAGGCAGCAUCCGGAACAGUAAAAGUCAAGAUGUUUGCCAUAUUGCCUUCGGGUCCAGGGUCCUCGGACCACCUCCACUCUCUGGCAGACGUAAUAACCUGAGGCUCUCCAGGGAGACAGUAAGAUCCAUUGGGUACAAAAAUAGCCAGUCGUGCCAACAGCCUACAGCAGAGAAGCAUGUUAACACUGCACAAGGGUCAGCCUUGCUGGUCCCUGAGCCUGAGCAGCAAGGAGAGAAAGGAAAUAUCCAUCAAGUGAAGCAGACAGUGCCUAUUCCAGCAGGUCAGAGCAACAACAGGAGAGCUUGCUUGAAAAGCACCAGCAGAGAAAACACAGAGGCACACUGUGGUAGUUCCUGGAAAAAUAACAGGAAUGAAGAGGAAGUGGCCAUCACCCUCAACAGCAUCAUUCAGCCAAGGACAGAGCCAAUAAGUUCCAGCACUCCAGAACCCCAGGCUCCUGACCAACCAGAUGAGUGGAUAUUUCCCGAAAGUGCUGCUGUGACUUCUGACCCAGCAUGUGACAGUCUGUCGUUGCUCCUAGAUGGGGACUCAUGCAUUGCUUCACACCUUCGGCUAGAAACCAGCAAGGACCAUGAACCUGACCAAGCAGAGGAAACCCAGAUGGCUCCCAAGGACAUUUUCACCUUUUCAUCUAGACCAAGAUCAGCACCUCAUGGGAAGAGUCAUGAUAUGUCCCCAAAGGGGUAUCCAUUUAUUCUGGACCCAAGAGAGGACAACAGUGUGACAAGGAGAGACACCCAUUUGGAAGAUGAUUUUUAUGGCACUGACAGCAGUGAAGAGGAAUACAACUGGAGGAACUACCAGCCCAGCCAGAUGAGUGAAUGUGAGCUGCAGAUGCUAGCAAGCCUCCGUCGGCAGCAGAAUGAAGACCUGGAAGACACUGGGGCUCCUCAUGGCCUGAGUGCAUCCCAGGUGGACAACUGUAAUGUUAGCAUCAGUACCAGCAGUGAUGACACAACCACAUGGAACUCUUGUCUGCCACCUCCUGUCAACCAGGGCCGUCACUAUCAGAAAGAAAUGAAUCCACCUUCUCCAUCAAAUCCUCGAGACUGGUUGAACAUGCUGAGCCCACCAAUUGUCCCUGCCAGUCAGCAGCCAGUGGAGCAGCCUCUGGAGUCCUCUACAAGUGUGAGUGUGCAAGGUGAAGAGGACCUGAGCACAGAAGAAGAUGAGGAAGUGCUGACUCUGUUGUAUGACCCAUGUCUCAACUGCUACUUUGACCCUCAGACUGGGAAAUACUAUGAACUGGUGUAGCUCCCACCCCCAGGACAAAAAGCAGCCACAGAGGAUGGAACAUGCCAGCUGCAUGAUGUCCACAGUGGGCACCGGGACCUGUGUAGGUGGGCCCAAGGAGUCCAAAGGAUUGGAAAGAAGUUCUUUGUAGAUAAUGUUCAAUGUUAAGAACGCCUGCAUUCUCUUUGUAGCUGUGUGUGACUUGAAACUUGUGAAGGAAUUAAUACAGACACCAGAUUUCAGGUUUUGAAUUUGCUCUUAGUUGUUCAUUCCCAUCCUCUUAAGUCUCAUUAUGUUAUAUAAACAAAUUAAGAAUUACUUGUUCAAAUUUUUCCAGUGUUAAUCUGUAAUAAAUGAUGGCUUGAUACACUUACAGAAA
This is a messenger RNA of Peromyscus eremicus (cactus mouse), 2565 nucleotides long. RefSeq names its product CFAP20 domain containing (gene Cfap20dc). The transcript has 16 exons. The record is from RefSeq and is a predicted model, not a curated record. Lineage: Eukaryota; Metazoa; Chordata; Mammalia; Rodentia; Cricetidae. The coding region runs from base 417 to 2207 and encodes 596 amino acids.